CAGCGGCGUUGGCGGGGAGGGGGACAGUAGUUGUAGACACCCGCCCCUGCCUCAGAGAAGCUUCCUGGUUGUUGCACAGUCUCACCAUUUGGGGAAAGUCCAUGCUAGAAAACUGAAGCAAUUAAUGGGGGAAUAUGAUCAGAUUUCUUCACCAAGUUCCCAGCCUGAUAAAGAGAACCCCUUGUUGUCAACCUAAUGAAGCAUUCAAAGAAGACAUAUGACUCUUUUCAAGAUGAACUUGAAGAUUAUAUCAAAGUGCAGAAAGCCAGAGGCUUAGAGCCAAAGACUUGUUUCAGAAAGAUGAGAGAGGACUGUUUGGAAACUUGUGGGUACAAAGAAGAGAUUGAUUACAGACCGAGGCAUAGAAUGUUUGAUCACAGACUCUCAUCUGAGACUGUCCGGACCUACCCGACAUCAUGCUCUAUUUCACCCAAGGUGGAAAACCAGUUACCUCAGUGGCUACCAGCUCAUGACAGCAGGCUAAGACUAGACUCUCUGAGCUACUGCCAGUUCACCAGGGACUGUUUCUCAGAAAAACCAGGACCCCUGAACCUUAGUCAGCAAGGGUAUAACCGUCGCCCAUACAGUGUGGAAUCUGGAGUUUACAAGCGUCUCUCCUCAGAAAACAGUGCCAGCGCCCAUCAAACCAGUCAUAAACAGAUAAAUCAGCAGGGGAAAAGGCACCCAGAGGAAGCCAGAGAAAAAGCAGAGGAGGAGCGGCCCAAGCAUAGGAGGAAAAAAGGUUGUGAGGAAAUAGAUUUAGACAAACACAAGAACUUCCAAAGAAAUGAAACACAAAUGGAAACAGUCAGGGUCAGUACAGAAAAGCUUAAGAAUUGAAAGGAGAAAAAAGGCCGAGAUGUGGCCUCUAAGAAAGAGGAAUGUAAGCGUAGAAAAGAGAAAAAGGAACAAGGUAAAGAGAGGACAGAGGAAGAAAUUCUUUGGGACCAGUCUAUCCUUGGAUUUUGAAGAUCCUGAGUUGGUUCUCCUGAGGUUAAAUUGAAAAAAUAGUUGAGGAGCUUGGUUUUAUGAUGUCCAUGUUCAUAUCGAUUUUUUCAUGUGAACAGGUACUUUAAUUUCUAACAACAGGCCAAGUGAACUGGAAGUAUUUAAUGUGGUUACUCUCCAGCACGGAAAUUACUUUUCCUUAUUUCCUGAAAG
Molecule: messenger RNA, 1161 nt
Organism: Prionailurus viverrinus (fishing cat)
Lineage: Eukaryota; Metazoa; Chordata; Mammalia; Carnivora; Felidae
Product: lysine-rich coiled-coil protein 1-like
Source: RefSeq, a predicted model, not a curated record